This is a messenger RNA of Onychostoma macrolepis, 2987 nucleotides long. RefSeq names its product zinc finger DHHC-type palmitoyltransferase 16b (gene zdhhc16b). Lineage: Eukaryota; Metazoa; Chordata; Actinopteri; Cypriniformes; Cyprinidae. The transcript has 11 exons. Gene Ontology annotation, biological process: protein palmitoylation. Bases 625 to 1776 code for a protein of 383 amino acids. Gene Ontology annotation, molecular function: palmitoyltransferase activity. Gene Ontology annotation, cellular component: Golgi apparatus. The record is from RefSeq and is a predicted model, not a curated record.
AUUUUAUUAGCUAUUAUUAUUAUACUUAGCUUUUUUAUUUCAUAUUUAGUUUUAGUAAUUUUCUAACUUUCACUUAUUUAAUUUUAUUUAGUUGCCAAAGCAAAUUUCCUUUUUUUUUUUUAAUGUAUAGUUUUCAUCUAAUAUUUAUUUAUUUACUUUCAGCUUCAUUUCAGUGAACAACAACAACUAUUUAAAAUUUGUGGUUAACAGUAACAACACUUGUACACUUCAAAACGAUGAUAUAAUUAACAAUAAGGAAUUAAUAAUUGAAACUGAUUAGUUCUGAGAGAGUCACUAUGGUGCAUCAAAGGGUUAAGUUUGUUUUUCUUUUAUCAUAACAACUUGGUAACGAGCUACUGACACCAUGUGACCUCAGUAUGACAUCAUCACGUCACGUCCCUCGAUCGUUUUAACCACGAGCUCAGCUUCCACCUGCGACAUUCGGAGAGAAGAAGUGUGUGCGAGUGCCAUGGGAUGCAGAUUAAAGCAUCUUGUAAGCGAUCCUCACUUUCAUCAGUCCAGCGUAUCGGGUGCUCUCUGAGGAAGUGUGUGCAGUGCCGGGUUACAGCGCUCCGGUGACUCACAGCUGCUCUGGAGCUGCUUCUUGUCACAUGAGGUGGUGGGAUGCGCAGCUGGAGGUGGUCUGUCUCCAGAGUUAUGCGUGUCUUGCUGCGCUGGUUAAGACUCUGUCCUCGCCGGGGACGCAGAAAGCGGUCGAGCCGAAUACAGGAUCUGUGGAACUAUGGGAGGCUGCUGCUGAAGUCCCUUUACUUCAAUGUUCUGACCAGUUCGGACACUGCGCUGGACUGCGUCUUUGAGCCCAUCUACUGGCUGGUGGACAAUAUGACCCGCUGGUUCGGAGUGGUGUUUGUGUCUCUGGUGAUCGCCUUGACCAGCUCAGUCGUGAUUAUCGUGUAUCUGUGUGUGCUGCCGGUCAUCUUCAGCUCAUACCCCGUUCACUGGAUCCUCUGGCACCUCUGUUACGGACACUGGAACCUCCUCAUGAUCGUCUUCCAUUACUAUAAAGCUACAACCACAUGUCCGGGUUUCCCGCCGCAGGAAAAGAGUGAUAAACCAACUGUUACUAUCUGUAAGAAAUGUAUCGUUCCCAAACCGGCGAGAGCUCAUCACUGCAGCAUCUGCAGCAGGUGUAUUUUGAAAAUGGACCACCACUGUCCCUGGCUGAAUAACUGCGUCGGUCAUUUCAACCACCGUUACUUCUUCAGUUUCUGUCUGUUCAUGAGCAUGGGCUGCAUCUACUGCAGCAUCAGCGCCAAAGACAUGUUUCUGGACGCAUACAACGCCAUCGAGUCAGGCAGGUAUGUGGGCGGAGACUUGCAGGGGGAGGCGGUCCUGGGGGCGGGGCUAAUCUAUGUCUCGCUCUCACAGCAGAGCUCGUAUCAGACUCCUGCACCUGUCUUCACUCAUCAGCAGAGGAUGGUUCAUAAGAGCCUGGUGUAUCUGUGGGUGUUGACGAGUUCUGUGGCUGUAGCGUUAGGAGCGCUGACCCUGUGGCACGCAGCACUGAUCACCAGAGGACAGACCAGCGUGGAGAGACACAUCAACCGCAAAGAGACACAACGCCUCAGACUCAAGGGAAAAGCUUUCCGUAACCCGUACCACCACGGAACAAUUAACAACUGGAAAAUAUUUUUUGGUGUUGAGAAGCAAAGUGAUUGGCUAACACGAGUGCUGCUGCCCUCCAGCCAUCUUCCUCGCGGGGACGGCCUGACGUGGGACUGUUCCACUUACAGAAACAACACCAUGGCCAUAUGACCUCUCAGAUCAUAAACUCACAUCAUGACCUCUGAUGACCGAAGGGCUCUCUGCAUCACUCCUGUCCUUCAGAAGAGAACGAUUGGCGUGUUUUCUGCUGAAAUGUGUGUUUAUGGUACAGUCUGAGAUCCUUUUUCAACAGUUCAGAGUUGUACUUGGUGCCAAAGACUUCAUGUGAAUGGGUUUUAGUGACAUCUGUGGAAUAUAUAUAUUUAUAUAUUUUUAACUCCAAUAUUCACUUCUGAUGAUGAUGAUGAUUCAUGGGAAUCUGUGUUCCUUAUGAAACGAUUUGAAUGUCUAGACAUUUCCGAAGUGGUCCAUGCAUUUUGUUAAAAUGAAGUUUACGUUCUUUUGCAAAUGUUUUCUAAUGAACAGAUUUUACAUAUGAAAUAUGUCUGCAGUUUUAAUAUGGACUCCAAAAGUCUUAGAGCAUAAAAAUAUCAUGCAUUUUAGGAUAUCUGAUAUUUAAUAGAUCCCCUGUUUGCUUUAAUGUAUCUUGUGCAAGUAAUAACUUGGUCAAAUGCUUAAAAAAAAAAGUUUUUUAAUUGUUGACCUUCAUUUAUUACAGACUCUUAUAAUGUGUGUUAAAGUAUAUUUAUUUAUUUUUUCAUAUCAUAAAUUUGUUAGAUUUUUUUUUUCUCGCCGUAAAUCCUUAAACUACAAGGUUUUAAUAAUGGUAAAAAAAAAAAAAAAUAAUACAAUUUUUUUAAAAAUCAGGUGACGCUUUACAUUUGUCUCAGUUGUUAACAUCAGUUAAUGUAUUAGCUCACACCAACAUUGAGCAAUAUAUUUUUAAUGCAUUUAUUAAUAUUUGUUACAAUAGUUCAUUGAACGUGCAUUUUAAUGUUAAUAUACAACUAUUGAUUUUAAAAAUCUAAUAGUAAAUGUUAACUAAUGCAGUUAACUAAUGUCAACAAAAGAGUUAAAGUGUCCAUAUUUUGUUUUCUCAGUCUUUUGGAUUCCCUGUAAAUGUAAGCAAGAUGAAAACAUUUUUGCUGUUUCAGUGAUUUGAGUAAACAGAUCAUUUUGUGGUUUAACUAUCUGAAAUAUGUUUGUAACUUCAAAAGAUUCAUAUUCAGGCCAGUCCAGCACAUACUGUACGGAUGAACUAGUGUGAUAUUAAACAUAAAACAGUUCUGGGAAAUUAUGACACAGAGGACACAAUCACAGUUUGUAUCUUUACUUCUUAAAGAUAAAUUAUGUUUGACUUC